AUGCUUUCAAGGACGAUAUCCCGGAGGUUCAAUUCUACCAAUGCAGUUUCUAACCUGAAAAAGACAGCUCUUUAUGACCUGCAUAUGGAGCUCGGAGGUACUAUGGUUCCGUUUGCUGGUUAUUCGAUGCCAGUCCUAUAUCGUGGGCAGACACACAUCGAAUCUCACAAUUGGACUAGAACGAACGCGGGGUUGUUUGAUGUAUCUCACAUGCUGCAAAGCAGAUUGAGCGGCAACGAAGCGACCGAUUUCCUUCAUACGGUGACCCCUACGGAUUUCUGGCAAUUACCAGAGGGUACCGGUACCCUUUCUGUAUUGUUGAAUAAGCGCGGCGGUAUCGUUGACGAUACGCUGAUAACGAAACAAGGCGAGAAUGACUUUUACGUAGUCACCAAUGCUGGCUGCAUUGAUCGUGAUACUGAAUUUUUACGUGGAGAAAUCGAAGCAUUCGCAGGCGAUUGCAAAUGGAGUGUCAUUCAGGGAAAAUCUUUGCUAGCACUGCAAGGUCCAAAGGCCCAUCAAGUUCUGCAACCUCUACUGCGCGAAAGACAAACAUUGCAAGCAUUGUUAUUUGGACAAAGGCGCCGCUUCGAACUAUAUGACGGAACUUCAAUCGAUGUUGCCAGAUCGGGAUACACCGGUGAGGAUGGUUUUGAAAUUAGUAUAUCUAAUGAAAAGGCGAUCGCUUUUGCCCAGCUACUGCUCGAUAAUCAGCUCACCAAGCCCAUCGGGCUUGCCGCAAGAGACAGUUUGAGACUCGAAGCGGGCAUGUGCUUGUACGGUAAUGAGUUGAAUGAAGAUAUAACACCUGUCGAAGCGGCACUGAAGUGGGUUGUCUCUAAAAGCAGAAGAAAUGUUGCAGAUAAUGCCGCUAAAUUUAACGGCUACGCCAAGAUUAUGGACCAGUUUAACUCCGACAACUACCAGAAAGUACGGGUUGGAUUCAAGUACUCGGAUAAGGGUCCCGCCGCCAGAACCGGUGCCAAGAUCUUCCUACCGGACAAGAAAACGGAGAUCGGUGCCGUCACUUCGGGGAGUGCAUCUCCAACGUUAGGUAACAUCAACAUCGGUCAAGCUUACGUUCUGAAAGCACAUCGCAAGAGUGGCACUAAGUUGGUUGUUCAGGUAAGAAAUAAAUUUUUCCCGAUCGAAUUGGCCAAGAUGCCGCUUGUGCCAACGCACUACUACAAAGGAUAA
Messenger RNA from Torulaspora globosa, 1197 nucleotides. It is a transcript of the gene GCV1, whose product is annotated as glycine decarboxylase subunit T. Gene Ontology annotation, cellular component: mitochondrion. The transcript has a single exon. Bases 1 to 1197 code for a protein of 398 amino acids. Gene Ontology annotation, molecular function: protein binding; aminomethyltransferase activity. NCBI's taxonomy places the organism in Eukaryota, Fungi, Ascomycota, Saccharomycetes, Saccharomycetales, Saccharomycetaceae. Gene Ontology annotation, biological process: glycine catabolic process. The record is from RefSeq and is a predicted model, not a curated record.